AAUGUAUCGCGCCCAUUUGCCGCGGCGAACAGCGCACCUCGCUGAAUCUUCCGCCGAGGACCAGGGGCCAUCGGAGCAGACUGCGGGUCGCCGGAAAGCGGAAGAGGAAAAAUUUCUUAAACGAGGACAGAGUUUAACAGCGUCGCACCCGAAGGAGCGAGAACAAGCGCCGGAAGCGAAAAGCAAGAAGCGAAAUAAAACACAAGCAGACGAUGAAGUUACUAUAAAAGAUCGGCAGGAUCAAGAGCGCGAAGCCCGUAAACGUCAUCGGCAAGGAGAGGCUCGACCCGGAGAGGGGGCGGCCAAAGUGGACAUUUCGAUGGAGGAAAAGCGGAACAGUGAGAAGAAGAAGGAGAAACGUAUUACGGAAGAUCGCCGAUCGCCAGACCGCGAAGCCGGUAAACGUCAUCGGCAAGGAGAGGCUCGACCUGGAGAGGGGGCGGCCAAAGCUGACAGAUCGGACAGUGAGAAGGAGAAGCAGAAACGCGAAACGGACCGCCUCGCGGAGCUACUGUCACGGGCUGAAGCACUGACAAAGAAGAAAGAAGACAGUAGAAGGGAACGCAAUAAAAGACGACAAAAGCUCAAGCGCAUACGGAAUCGUGAGAAGGUUAACGAGCACCUUCGUGAAAAAUCCAAACAGCGGAUGCAAGAAACUACCAAAGAAAGGGCUUUUCGGCAAACCGAAGCAGGAGCGCGGCAAAAUGCUGCAUUUGCCAAAGGGCACUCCAGACGUGUGCAGACGCAAUUUAAAAAACUGCUGGAGAUCGACGCGUUACUCGGCAAGUAGCCGGACAGCAGUCGUCGGCGAUGCGGAAGGACACGCAGUGCGGUGCUCAGUUUUGGCUUCGUGCGACAGGAUUCGGCAGUCGGAUCGGAUCUCAGUGUGUGUUGGCUGGUUCUUUCUUUUGCGUUCCGUGUUUUGUUUUUUUUUAUGAAGGCAGCGGGAAUUUGUUGUUCGUAUUUCAGUAACCAGAUUAAAUGUUUUUACUAAAAUCGGAUCGGAUCUCACUUCAGUGUGUUGGUUCUUUCUUUUGCGUUCCGUGUUUUGUUUUUUUGUGAAUGCAGCGGGAAUUUGUUGUUCGUAUUUCAGUAACCAGAUUAAAUGUUUUUACUAAAAUCGGAUCGGAUCUCACUUCAGUGUGUUGGUUCUUUCUUUUGCGUUCCGUGUUUUGUUUUUUUGUGAAUGCAGCGGGAAUUUGUUGUUCGUAUUUCAGUAACCAGAUUAAAUUUUUUUA
This is a messenger RNA of Paramacrobiotus metropolitanus, 1238 nucleotides long. RefSeq lists its product as uncharacterized. The record is from RefSeq and is a predicted model, not a curated record. The coding region runs from base 2 to 790 and encodes 262 amino acids. NCBI's taxonomy places the organism in Eukaryota, Metazoa, Tardigrada, Eutardigrada, Parachela, Macrobiotidae. The transcript has 6 exons.